AUGAAUUUCAAAAUUAUUUAUAGCAUCUUUAUGGUUGGGAUGACGUUUCCUUUGACAAGAGGGCACAAAGAAAUACUUUUUGACUUUACAACUGCAGAAAAUGUGGAUAAUUGGAAAGAAAUAUCAGAUACUGUUAGAACAGUAGGAAAAUCAAAAGCUAUUUUAACAUUGCAAACAACUCAAAUUUUUCAACAUGCCAUAUUUUUUACUCUUUUAAAUCCACAACCAAAUGGUGCAGGCUUUGCAGGGAUACGAAUAAGGACAAACUUAAAUUUGUCCAAUUUUGAAAAUAUUGAAAUCAAUUGUCGAGGACAAGGCAGCAAUAGUCACUAUAAAGUUGUUUUGAGACAUAGAGGUCUUGUUUCAAAUGAAGAUAUAACAUAUGAACAAUUUUUUAUGGCACCAAUGUCAAAUACAGAUUUUUCAUCUGUAGUAUUGCCCUUGACAAAUUUUAAACCAUAUUAUCGUGGAAAAGAAGUACCAGAUGCAGAACCAUUAGAUACUGCAAAUAUUACAAUGCUUGGUUUACAAGUAUAUGGUGGAGUUUAUUUAUCAAUUAAACAAAGAGGCGUAUCUGCUUUAGAGAUAAAAAAUAUUUCAAUAUCAUAA
Molecule: messenger RNA, 609 nt
Organism: Habropoda laboriosa
Lineage: Eukaryota; Metazoa; Arthropoda; Insecta; Hymenoptera; Apidae
Exons: 3
Coding region: 1-609 (202 amino acids)
Biological process (GO): NADH dehydrogenase complex assembly
Source: RefSeq, a predicted model, not a curated record